This is a messenger RNA of Mesorhabditis spiculigera, 252 nucleotides long. Lineage: Eukaryota; Metazoa; Nematoda; Chromadorea; Rhabditida; Rhabditidae. The record is from the annotation of a GenBank genome assembly.
AUGCCGCUCGCCCGCGAUCUGCUUCACCCCGACCCGGCCGAGGAACGCCAGCGACACAAGCUGAAGCGUCUCGUGCAACACCCGAACUCGUUCUUCAUGGAUGUCAAGUGCCCAGGCUGCUACAAGAUUACCACCGUCUUCUCCCACGCCCAAUCCGUCGUCGUUUGUGUCGGUUGCAACACCGUCUUGUGCCAGCCCACCGGAGGAAAGGCGCGCCUCACAGAAGGAUGCUCGUUUAGGAAGAAGCAGCAU